Drosophila arizonae is the source of this 792-nucleotide messenger RNA. RefSeq lists its product as uncharacterized. The record is from RefSeq and is a predicted model, not a curated record. NCBI's taxonomy places the organism in Eukaryota, Metazoa, Arthropoda, Insecta, Diptera, Drosophilidae.
AUGUUGUUCACACAGCUCUUUGUGCUUUUGCUGCUGAUCAAUUGGUGUCAUGGCGAGAGCAGGACUCGACAGACACGAUUGCGAUCGACCUACGACCGGGUAUUCAGUCGCAGGAAGCGUGCAGUAAUCUUUCCGCCAGGCUCGUUUCUCAAGUUCACUUGUAAUUUUGGCACUGGUUUGGUCUCGGCCUAUCCACAAGGCGUUUCAUUUGCUCUGGAGGAGGCGGUCUACUUUCCCCUUCCUGGCAAAACGGACGACCUCUUCCCACAACGUUUUCGGUCAAAGAAGCCAACAGCAGCACAUCCCCUGACGAGCAACAAAAAGUCCUAUGUUUACAUACCCGACACAGACUGGCGCUCCAAGGCUCAGGCAUUUAGGCCCAGGCCACAGCCGUCAAGGACGCACCGCAUCGAUCUGGAUAGCUACACCAAUCCUCACAAUUGGCAGCACUGGGCAAAAUAUGGCUCAAGCCAGGCUCAAAAGUGGCAGAGCUCUGCCGCAACACUGAGCAACAAUCGUAAGUGGGCAAAGUGGACAACUCCUGCGCCCAAAUGGACAGCUGCCUGGACAAGUCGGUGGAGUAGACCUACUCCACGAGCAAUUGCUGAAUCUCCCCAUUUCCAUGGUCAUCGCGAUCGGCGGCAGCUCUUCGAGCACUUCAGUGGACUCAGUUCACGCUUUGGCUUCGAUGUCAAGUCCUGCAUACUGCGCACCAUAUGCGACUCCAAGCGUCUCCUGCUGCCACCAGGCUAUUCCAUGCUGCAGGAUAUGCUGCGCUUGGUGUUCACGUAA